Molecule: messenger RNA, 1005 nt
Organism: Peronospora farinosa
Lineage: Eukaryota; Oomycota; Peronosporomycetes; Peronosporales; Peronosporaceae
Source: the annotation of a GenBank genome assembly
AUGCACUCCAAGACCCUCGUGCUCGGCCUGUGCGUCGUCGCCUCUGUCAUGCAGACGACCGACGCCCGUGGCGCUCCUGGACUCAUCCCGCGUCGUCAACUUGGUUCGUACAAGGACUACGGACACCACUCGCACAAGCACGACCACCACAAGAAGCAUCACCAUGAUGACAAGGGUCACUACCAUCGUCGCCGCCUUGAAGACGCCAAAGCUACUGAGUCCUCGGACUACAGCUACGGUAAAGACGACUACAAGAAGGACUACUACAAGAAGGACGACUACGACUACAAGGGAUACGGCUACAAAAGCUACGGACACGAUGACUACGACUACAAGGGCUAUGGCUACGGACACGAUGACUAUGACUACAAGGGCUAUGGCUACGGUCACGACGACUACGACUACAAGGGCUAUGGCGUCGGCUAUAAGAGUUAUGGAGAUGACUACGGUGAUGAUUACUACGGCAACGACUACUACAGCUAUGGCAAAGGCUACGGCAAAGACUGCGGCAAAGGCUACAGCAAUGACUACUACAACUACGGCAAGGGCUAUGGCAAGGGCUACGACAGCUACUACCCCGAUUACUACUCGUCGUACGGCGGUGACUUUGGCUUUGGUGGCUACUACCCGGACUAUUACUCGUCGUACGGCGGUGACUUUGGCUAUGGUGGCUACUACCCGGACUACUACUCGUCCUUUGGCUACGGCUAUGGCUACCCUAGCUACGACAACGGCUUCGGCUAUGGCUACCCUAGCUACGACAACGGCUUCGGCUACGGCUACGGCUACGGCUACCCCGGCUACGGCUACGGCUACUCUGGCUACGAGUCUGCUUCAGGUGCUGGUGCUGGCAAGCAGGAAUCUGUGACGGUGUCUACGGACAAUGCCAAAAGCGAGUCGGCAAAGAAGGAAAACACGACGUCGGAGUCGUCGUCGAAGUCGAAGUCGAAUUCGAAACCAAAGGAAGCCAAGUCCGAUGCUGCGGACAAGUCGAAGAACAAGUGA